Messenger RNA from Labrus bergylta (ballan wrasse), 3207 nucleotides. The record is from RefSeq and is a predicted model, not a curated record. Lineage: Eukaryota; Metazoa; Chordata; Actinopteri; Labriformes; Labridae.
GAGCUGGUGAGGAGCUUCAUGUCCGACGGGAGGACGUACCUGAGACAGCUCAACCUGCUCAUCAAGGUGUUCAGAGAGCCCUUCACCUCCAGUCCCAUGCUCUACUCUCAGCAUGAUGUGGACAGUAUCUUCAGCCGAAUCGUUGAUAUCCAUGAGGUGACCGUGAAGCUGCUGGGGUUGAUCGAGGACACGGUAGAGAUGACAGACGAAGGAAGUCCUCAUCCUCUGGUGGGGAGCUGUUUUGAGGACCUAGCCGAGGAGUUGGCCUUUGAUCCCUAUGAGACGUACACUCAGGAAAUCCUGCGCUCUGGUUUCCAUGAACACUUCCUGAGUCAGGUGUCCAAACCAGGAGCUGCCUUCCACCUUCAGUCCAUCUGUGAAGGUUUUAAAGAGGCUGUUCAGUACGUCCUGCCUAGACUGCUGCUCACACCUGUUUACCACUGCCUUCACCUGUUCGAAAUCCUCAAGCAACUAGAGGAGAAGAGUGAGGAUGAGGAGGAUAAAGAGUGUCUUAAACAGGCCAUCACCGCCCUACUCAACCUGCAGAGCAGCAUGGAGAGGACCUGCUCAAGGAACCUGGCCAAGAGGAGACUCAGCGAGUCGGCGUGUCGCUUCUACAGCCAUCAGAUGAAGGGGAAGCACCUCGCCAUCAAGAAGAUGAACGAGAUCCAGAAGAACAUCGACGGCUGGGAGGGGAAGGACAUCGGCCAGUGCUGCAACGAGUUCAUCAUGGAGGGAACGCUGACGCGGGUCGGCGCCAAACACGAGCGCCACAUCUUCCUGUUCGACGGCCUCAUGAUCUGCUGCAAGUCCAACCACGGCCCGCCGCGGUUGCCGGGCGCCAGCUCCACGGCGGAGUACCGGCUCAAAGAGAAGUUCUUCAUGCGCAAAGUCCAAAUCAACGACAAGGACGACAAGGAGGGAGAGUACCGUCACGCCUUCGAGAUCAUCCUGAAGGACGGGAACAGCGUGGUGUUCGCCGCCAAGUCCGCCGAGGAGAAGAACGGCUGGAUGGCGGCGCUGAUCUCGCUGCAGUACCGCAGCACGCUGGAACGCAUGCUGGACUCAGCCAUGCUGCAGGAGGAGAAGGAGGAGCAGAUGAGGCUGCCGGGAGCAGAACUGUACCGGUUCACUGAACCGGACUCGGAGGAGAACGUCGUGUUUGAGGAGAACGUUCAGUCCAAGUCUGGGAUCCCCAUCAUCAAAGCCGGGACGGUCCUGAAGCUGAUCGAGAGGCUCACCUUCCACAUGUACGCAGAUCCAAACUUUGUCCGAACAUUUCUGACCACCUUCAGGUCGUUCUGUAAACCUCAGGAGCUGCUGGACCUGCUCAUUGAGAGGUUUGACAUCCCGGAGCCGCGGCCCAGCGAGGCGGAUCAGAUGGAGGGCGGAGAGCAACCGCCGAGCGCUGAACUGAAACGUUUCCGUAAAGAAUUUGUUCAACCCGUCCAGCUCAGAGUGCUCAACGUGUGUCGCCACUGGGUGGAGCAUCACUUCUACGACUUCGAGAGAGACGCUCACCUGCUAAGACAACUGGAGGAGUUCAUCGCCUCCGUUAGAGGUAAAGCGAUGAGGAAAUGGGUGGAAUCCAUCACCAAGAUCAUCCAGAGAAAAAAGCAGGUUCAGGUGAGCGUGCCCAGUCACAGCAUCACCUUCCAGAACUCUCCUCCUCCCAUCGAAUGGCACAUCUGCAAACCGGGUAACACCGAACCGUUCGACCUCAUGACGCUGCACCCCAUCGAGAUCGCACGCCAGCUUACCCUUCUGGAGUCUGACUUUUACAGGGCGGUGCAGCCCUCAGAGCUGGUCGGUAGUGUUUGGACCAAAGAGGACAAAGAGCUCCACUCACCGAACCUGCUGAGGAUGAUCCGACACACCACCAACCUUACACUGUGGUUUGAAAAGUGUAUUGUUGAAACAGAGAACCUGGAGGAGCGCGUGUCCGUCGUGUCUCGGAUCAUAGAGAUCCUUCAGGUGUUUCAAGAACUAAACAACUUUAACGGCGUCCUGGAGGUCGUCAGCGCCAUGAACUCGUCUCCGGUCUACAGACUGGACCACACCUUUGAGCAAAUCCCGAGUCGUCAGAGGAAGAUCUUAGAGGAGGCCCACGAGCUCAGCGAGGACCACUAUAAGAAAUAUCUCGCCAAACUGCGCUCCAUCAACCCCCCUUGUGUGCCCUUCUUUGGUAUCUACCUGACCAACAUCCUGAAGACGGAGGAAGGAAACCCCGACUUCCUGCGGCGGCACGGCAAAGACCUGAUCAACUUCAGCAAGAGGAGGAAGGUGGCCGAGAUCACCGGGGAGAUCCAGCAGUACCAGAACCAGCCGUACUGUCUACGGGGGGAGAGCGACAUCAGGAAGUUCUUCGAGAACCUCAACCCGAUGGAGGACAUGUCCGAGAAGGACUUUGCAGAUCACCUGUUCAACAAAUCUCUGGAGAUCGAACCUCGAAACGCCCGCUCUUUGCCUCGCUUUGCCAAGAAGUACUCCUGUCCUCUCAAGUCUCCGGGGAUCCGCCCUUCUUCGGCGAGGCCCGGCACCAUGCGUCACCCGACGCCGCUGCAGAACGAGCCCAGGAAGAUCAGCUACAGCCGCAUACCUGACAGUGAGGCGGAGGGCGUGGCCGUCUCAGCCCCCAACUCCCCACGCACACCGCUGACUCCGCCCCCAGCCUCCGCCGCCUCCAGCUCAACAGACGUAGGCAGUGUGUUCGAUUCCCCACAGGGUCCCAGCAGCCCCUUCCAUUCCACCUGCGACAGUAUCUUCUCUGUGGUCUCUCUGCCUCACGGUCCACGGUCCUCCUCGGUCUCCUCCAUGGUGAGUUUCAGUCGUGGUUCUGAGGAGGUUCCUGUUCCUCCUCCGGUUCCUCCUCGCAGACGUCCUGAGUCGGCUCCUGCUGAGUCGUCUCCGUCGAAGAUGAUGUCACAGUUGGACAGCCCCCCGCAGUGCCGCCGCGCCAGCCCACCUGUAAGCUCCUUCCCACUCGUUACUCGUCGUUGUCGUCGUCUCCCCCGGACAGCCCCCCCUCUCUGCCUCCUCGGGAACCUCUUAGCUCCCCCCUGCACCUCCUGCCCCCCCUCAGGGCCGCCCGCCCCGCUGUGACCUGCUGCCUCAGGCCUUCUUCCCUCCACCUCCUCUCCCUCCCCCUGCGUCAGCUCCGCUCCCAUUGCCUCCUCACCCCCCCAUCCCGCCCCCGUCACCCCCAGU